UUACUAAUGUUGAUUAUGCUGUCUAUUUGUUUGCAAUUCCAGGUACAAUACCGUAUGCAUCCUGCAUUAUCUGAGUUUCCAUCAAAUAGCUUUUAUGAAGGUACACUCCAAAAUGGUGUAACCAUCAAUGAAAGGCAAUCAACAGGCAUUGAUUUCCCUUGGCCUGUGCCCAACCGUCCCAUGUUCUUUUAUGUUCAGAUGGGACAAGAGGAGAUCAGUGCUAGUGGAACUUCCUAUCUGAAUAGAACUGAAGCUGCAAAUGUGGAGAAGAUUGUGACUACAUUUCUUAAGGGUGGAGUAGUCCCUAGUCAGAUUGGGGUCAUAACACCAUAUGAGGGUCAACGAGCAUACAUUGUAAAUUACAUGGCAAGAAAUGGUUCCUUGAGGCAACAACUUUACAAGGAAAUUGAGGUUGCAAGUGUUGAUUCAUUUCAAGGGAGGGAAAAGGAUUAUAUUAUUUUGUCAUGUGUCAGGAGUAAUGAACAUCAGGGCAUUGGAUUCCUUAAUGAUCCACGGAGGCUUAAUGUUGCCCUUACACGUGCUCGUUAUGGUAUUGUUAUACUUGGAAAUCCUAAAGUUCUUAGCAAACAGCCUCUGUGGAAUGGCUUGUUGACACACUACAAGGAGCAUGAGUGCUUGGUAGAAGGUCCUCUGAAUAACUUAAAGCAGAGCAUGGUUCAAUUUCAGAAGCCCAAAAAGAUCUACAAUGAGCGCAGACUUUUCUUUGGUGGUGGACCAGGAAUUCCAGGUGACAGUUUUGGAUCUGCUUCAGGCCCCAAUGCUGACAGGAGAAAUAGUCGUUCUAGGGGUUCUUAUAUGGCACCUGGUGUACCCAACGGUACUCAGAAACCUGGUGUUCAUCCUGCUGGUUAUCCAAUGCCUCGGGUUCCCUUUCCACCUUACCAUGGAGGCCCUCCACAACCGUAUGCAAUUCCUACUCGUGGUGCUGUCCAUGGGCCUGUUGGAGCUGUUCCUCAUGUUCCACAGCCAGGUAGCCGGGGUUUUGGGGCUGGACGUGGCAAUGCCAAUGCACCAAUUGGUAGUCAUCUCCCUCACCAUCAAGGCGCCCAGCAACAGGCUGGAAGUCUUGGAUCUAACUUCAACUUUCCUGCAUUGGAGAAUCCAAACAGUCAGCCUUCUGUUGGAGGACCUUUAUCUCAGCCUGGAUAUGCUUCUAAUAUGGGUAUCCAGGGACCAGGCCAGACAUUUCGGGAUGGAUAUUCUAUGGGUAGCAUGUCACAGGAUUUCGUGGGAGAUGAUUUCAAGAGCCAGGGGUCUCAUGUUCCAUAUAACGUUGCUGACUUCUCUACACAGGCUUCUCAAAGUGGAUAUGCUGUUGAUUAUGUAACUCAAGGAGCACAGGCUGGUUUUCCAGGGAACUUCUUAAACCAGAGUUCGCAAUCUGGAUACUCCCGUUUUGGUUCAGGAAAUGAAUUCAUGUCACAGGACUACAUGGCUCAUGGAUCCCAAGGUCUCUUUACUCAAGCUGGAUACAAUAAUCCAUCACAAGAUGAUGGUCCACAGAAUCAUUUUGGCAUGUCCAAUGCAUCUCUUCAGUCUCAGAGUUCGCUUAAUCCACUUUACUCCCAACCAUUUGCUCACUACAACACGCAACCAUUUAACAUGCAAAGCCAACCUCAGCAGCAAGCCCCACAAGGCCAGGGCUUCCAAAAUCAGAAACUUCACUACAAUAGUUGAAGAUCGCAGGCUUGUUUAUGUGAUGGGUUAUAGUUUGCUUCCAGCAAUUUGGUUGAUGCUGUCAACACGUGGACCAUAUUAUCUGACCUAAGAUGAGUUAAAGAGUUUGCUAAUAAUUCAGGUCAAAUGGUGACAUAUCCCUUGCCAGUGAUUCUGAAUGUUGAGUCAGAGGCUGGAGUGGUGGAAGGCUCUCUGCUCAAGUAAACCAUGCGCAGCACAACUGGUGCUGAGAAAGGAAAAAUAACCCAUGUUAUCUUUGUGAAGUUUUACAUAUUGUUUGAAGAGAAAGUAAUACUAUUUCUCCGGGAGAGAAAGGUUACAUGGCAUGCUAUUGGCCGGAAGGGUGGGUUAUUCAGGACACGGAGCUUGCUACUUGCGCAUUGGAAGUACAACAUUGUUUGAAGCUGCGACCAUAUCUUUUGUACAGUGUCCAGGCGAAAGUCAGCUAACCCUUUCAGCUCUUCCUGACAUGUAAUUAAACUCUUUAGUCUUUGUAUUACGUGGAUAAUGACGAUAAUUAUCAAUGUAUUUAUGUUUCAGCACUUGAGGUAUUGGGUAUAUAAACAUGCAGGUAUUAGUCAUUUGAUUAAACUGGGUUGCUUGUAAUCCAGUAUCAUUUUUUGUGUGGAUGUCUUUUGAAGCGUUUUGCUUGGAGUAGUCAAUGGAAAAUGGAAUACGAGUACUUCAGCACUGCA
Molecule: messenger RNA, 2393 nt
Organism: Nicotiana tabacum (common tobacco)
Lineage: Eukaryota; Viridiplantae; Streptophyta; Magnoliopsida; Solanales; Solanaceae
Source: RefSeq, a predicted model, not a curated record